Messenger RNA from Scatophagus argus, 1948 nucleotides. Its product is annotated as olfactory receptor 10J5-like. Gene Ontology annotation, cellular component: membrane. The transcript has a single exon. NCBI's taxonomy places the organism in Eukaryota, Metazoa, Chordata, Actinopteri, Scatophagidae. The record is from RefSeq and is a predicted model, not a curated record. Gene Ontology annotation, biological process: G protein-coupled receptor signaling pathway. Bases 297 to 1226 code for a protein of 309 amino acids. Gene Ontology annotation, molecular function: G protein-coupled receptor activity; olfactory receptor activity.
AACCGUCUGACUGAAGCAGGUGGCACAAUGUCUCAACUGAGGCAUUGUAUCUUAUAGUACAACCAUUUGACUGAACUUGGUAGCUGGUAUAGACGGGUAUAAUAGUUUUACUUCAGGCUUCAAAGUAAGUUUGAAGGUUUUUUGUUCCUAAUACUACUUGUUUUUAAAGCUUUAACUGCACACCGUUCUAAAAAUGCAAAGCUUCAAAUGUUUGACUGAACUUUUGAGUCUAUAACAAAAAUCAAGUAAGGUUUUUCUUGUAAAGUGUUAUGAUUGUUUUAUAAGCCUAGGGGAUCAUGAUAAAUGUUACACAGGUUUCAUAUUUCACACUGACUUCCUACUUUGACGCUGGUGUCUUCACAUAUUUAUAUUUUCUGAUUAUUAUGUCUUUGUAUAUUUUAAUUCUUUCCUCCAAUCUCCUGCUCAUUGUGGUUAUCUGCAUGAACAGAAGCUUACAUGAACCUAUGUACAUUUUCCUGUGCAGCCUGUUUGUAAAUGAACUGUAUGGUAGUACAGGGUUGUUUCCAUUCCUGCUGGUUCAGAUCCUCUCUGACGUUCACACUGUUUCUGCUUCACUUUGUUUCUUGCAGGUUUUCUGUUUGUACUUUUACGGAGCUGUAGAAUAUUUAAACUUAGCCAUCAUGUCUUAUGACAGAUACCUUGCUAUUUGUUGCCCUCUGCAAUAUAACACUGAGAUGACAUCUAACAAAACUACUAUGCUUGUUGCUCUGACAUGGUUUUGCCCGUUGCUGUUACUGUGUAUUGUGCUGACGUCCUUGAGUAAUUCCUUUCAGCUGUGUGGCACCAUUAUUGAGAAAGUGUACUGUGACAACUACUCUAUUGUCAAACUGGCCUGUUCUGACACCACGAUUAAUAACAUCUUUGGGCUCUUUGUCGCUGCUCUUACAAUCUUUUGUCCUCUAGUUCUUAUUUUUUACACAUAUGUUAUGAUUCUUAAAAUUUGCUUUACUGGUUCUAAGCAGACCAGACAGAAAGCUCUGAGUACCUGCACACCUCACCUGGCUUCUCUGCUGAACUUUUCUUUUGGUGCUAGCUUUGAAAUAUUACAGAACAGGUUUAAUAUGAACAAUCUGCCCAAUAUUUUGAGAAUUUUUUUAUCAUUAUACUGGCUUACAUGCCAGCCAAUUUUUAAUCCUUUACUGUAUGGCCUAAAUAUGUCCAAAAUCCGCAUGAUAUGUAAAAGUCUUGUCUUUGCUGAAAUGUAGGCCACUCAUAUAAUGUCCAUACAACAGAUUUCAGUGUUUCCCAGACAUUUCAAAAUGCAUUUGUGAUUGUUUAAGGUCUAAAAUAUGAUGCUUGAAAUUCAGCUGCAUAACACCAAUCCAAGCUACCUUCUGAUCAGAUAAAUUAAUUUUCCUUGAUAAUUUCAAAUGAUUUCAGAAUUUUCUUAUUAUACUGUGUUAUGAAAUGCCUUUCCACAAAGAUGUAUAAAAACGUUUUUAAAAAUGGCAUGAAUUGUGGUUCAUUGAUAAAUCAUAUACAUUGCAAAAAUAAUUGUUCGGUGAGAAUAACAAUAGAAAACCUCUAAUAAUACAAUUACAAAAGAUUGUGACAAUAUCUUUUUAUAAAAUGUGUAUGAAUCCUAUGUUGUUAGAAGUUUUGAAGCAAAAAAUCAAAAUAUAGUUUGGUUAGAAGCAUUUUGUGGAAGAUUUAAGUCCUAAAUUGAAGAUGCCCUAAAUUGUUUUUUAUGGUGAAUGUUUAAAGACCAAAACUCUUUCUGCUCACAAGCUCCCAAAUAUUUUAUUCAAAGCUUCAUUAUAAAAGUUCAUGUGAGAAUUCCACACGUGACGGGAAGUAUGUGUGAAGAUUUGUCUGAUGGAAACGUUAGUACGUGUGUGUGUAUUUGGUAUUCAGUACAAUGACAAUAAAGGUUUCAAUUCUAUUCUAAGAUGAAAAUGUUCUUAUGUUAUUGCAAAACCUUUUUUAA